This is a messenger RNA of Vitis riparia (riverbank grape), 1328 nucleotides long. Its product is annotated as ethylene-responsive transcription factor TINY-like. The record is from RefSeq and is a predicted model, not a curated record. The transcript has a single exon. Lineage: Eukaryota; Viridiplantae; Streptophyta; Magnoliopsida; Vitales; Vitaceae. Gene Ontology annotation, molecular function: DNA binding; DNA-binding transcription factor activity. Gene Ontology annotation, biological process: regulation of DNA-templated transcription. The coding region runs from base 317 to 1042 and encodes 241 amino acids.
GGGGUACCCUAUGAAACUCUUCUUUUCUUUCUCUCUCUGCGCCUUAUAAGUGUUGUGUGAGUCAUUGGGAAAUGAUGGGGAAAAAAGCUUGACGGUGUAGCUAACCAAAGGUGCUUGUUCUCCUCACUUUCCUUUCACUUCUAACGCUUCUAUAUCUCUCUCUCUCUACUUCGAUCAUUUCAGCUCUUUCUAGACCUAUUCACCCACUUCUGUCGAGACUUCUUUUCUCUCUUUUUCUUUUACUUGCAUUUUUCUAUUUCUCUGUUAUCAAACACGGCUGCUGUGGGCUCUAUAAUCAAGUGAUCAGUCAGUUACAAUGGCUGAGCCGCUGAAUUCUGAAACUGAGAGCAGUUCCAACUCUGGCUCUUCUUCUUCAUCCUCUCCGUCCUCUCCUGGCUCGUCUCAGUCACGUCCCAACUCCUCGAAACCGGAGCCAGAGUCGAAGAAGAUGAAGAGAAUCCGGGACUCCAGCAAACACCCGGUAUACCGGGGGGUGAGAAUGCGGAACUGGGGCAAAUGGGUGUCUGAAAUUCGGGAGCCUCGCAAGAAAUCGCGUAUCUGGCUCGGCACUUUCCCUACGCCUGAAAUGGCUGCCAGAGCUCACGACGUGGCGGCGUUGAGCAUCAAAGGAAACUCCGCGAUUCUCAAUUUUCCCCAACUAGCCGCCUCCCUGCCUCGCCCCGUCUCACUCGCUCCACGCGACGUCCAAGCGGCCGCGGCCAAGGCCGCGGCGAUGGAUAAAUUCGACUCUCCGUCAUCCUCCUCCUCGUCCUCAUCAUUGUCGUCAUUGGUGUCCUCCAUCGACCUAUCGACGGCGUCGGAUGAAUUGAGCGAAAUCGUCGAGUUACCCAAUCUGGAUCCGAGUUUCGACUCGCCGGAGUCCAAGACCGAUUUCGUGUUCGACGACUCUGCUGAUGGGUGGCUCUACCCUCCACCAUGGCUGCAGAGUGUCGAGGAUUGUGGGUAUUUCUCCGAACAGUUACUGGUGCCAGAGAGUUUGAUCCCCGGUAGCUUUGAAGCCUUUUUGUGGGAUAAUAAUUAGUGUUCAAAAAAAAAAAAAAACAUCUUGUGUGUGUCUCUUUUUUGUUUUUGUUUUUGUUUUCUCUGAUUUUGAUUUUCUUGCUUUUGUUUUUUGUUGUUUUUGUUUUCAUUUUUGAGCCCUUGUGAUUUUUCUUUAAAAGGGCUAAAACCCUCUCUCCCCCGCCCCUCUCUCAUUACCUUCCUCUUUCUCUCUGUGUCCAUGUAAUCUCUUCAAUGAAUCUAACUGUACAUUGCUAGGGUGGAAAGAGCUAAAUGUCAUAAAUUUUCUUUCUUGGUUGGUGCGAACA